GCUUUGUGGAGGGCAGACGCAGGGUGAGCCCUGCCUCUGUGAACCGCACUGGACUUGAAGCAGCAGGAAGUCCCCAUCUCCAUUGUUAAGCUGUGGAAUCUGUUUUAGGCACAUUCUAAAUCCUGUCUCCGGCCUUUUGCUUUUCUGAAAGUCUGCAGCAAAGACUUAAAGAUGCUUUGGUUUCGAGGCAACAGAGUGCACCUCGCCAGAUACUCCUUUGGAUUCCUCCUGAGAAAUCUCUCUACCUCUAAGACAAAUCUGCCUGUGCUGACUUUAUUCACAAAGGAUCCAUGCCCCCUUUGUGAUGAAGCCAAAGAAGUACUCAAGCCUUAUAAUAACAGGUUUAUUUUACAGGAGGUGGACAUCACACUCCCACAGCACUCUGCUUGGUAUGAGAGGAAGCAGGAAUUCACUCAUCUUAGGGGUCCACUCAGAAGAGUAGCUCCCAGAGGGCUUGGCAGUAAUGAAGAAAUCUGAUAAUAGGAAUAGUAAUGUAAGUAGGACUAUGGAAGUACUGUAUUACUAAGAAACCACCAAAAGUUAAGGCGAUGCCAUCCUCACUAAGCUUCAGCAUCUUCCUUUCCCAGUUCUCUCCUGGGUGACCAGCUCCCUUGCCUACACAAGGUGUCUGCAUCUCAUCACUGCAGCUUGCUUAGGCUCUUCAUUCCUCCUGACCUUUCUGAUCAGCAAUACAGUAGUUUAAAAAUCCCAGGUAACCCCUAAGAUUUUCAACUUAUGUUUUCUAACCAGUCACCCAAGACAUACAUUGGCUGAUGAAGCCUAUAGAAGGAUUCACCCUUGGGUCAGCUGUCCAUUGCUGGUCCAGUCAGCUAUGAGGGAUGGGGAGAUGGCCAAAAUCAUGUGGUAUACAAACACCGACAUUGCCCACUUAGCAGACAGUAGAAGCAGGGCUGGCAAUGGUCAGUAAUGCUUGUGCACAUUCAAAAGCUUUGGUUUAGUUUGUUUUUGAGUUACAGUUCCAUGAGCAUAAUUAAGUGUUCUGGGAAUCCCAUUCUUCACAAUAACAUUUCAUCAAUUGACAUAAUUCACACAAUUGAAUGUCUUUGGCUAGUCAAUAAUACACAGGCAAACCUCUUUCCGGUGUUCUCUACUUUCAGCCAAGAUCCAUUGGACAUCCCUCCGCAGUGAUAUCCCUUAUUCCGCAUCUUUUUGUGAACCUACCCUGCAUUACUGGCAGUUCUGUGUCAAUGAAAUGCUGCAAUUGGUUUUGAAUUAUCUUCAGCAUAAUUUACUUGCAUGUAAUACUAAUGAUAUUGUUUGAAAAUCUCCACAUUCUUUGGGAUCACUCUUCUAUUUCAUGGACAAAAUUUGAAUCUCUUGCUGUCAUUUGGCCAGGUAGCUGUCUUCCUAGUAUCUUCACAUAGAUAAGUUGAGUACAUCCAGUACUGCAUCUGUUUGUUUUAACAUUUCAAUUGCAUUCUGUCAAUCCUGGAGCCUUGGCUUUUUGUUUUGUUUUGUUUUGUUCAGAUGCCUGCAGUUCAGCUUGGGUGUCUUCUUUCAAUACUCUUAGUUUUUGAUAUCUUGCCUCCUAUAUUGAUUGAAGAUCAACUGAUUCUUUUUGGUACUCUUGUGCAUUCCUUCCGUCUUCUUCUCAUGCUCCCUGUGCUGUUCAACACUUUGUCCUUGGACUCUCUCAGUGUUACUUGCUGAGUGUGUUUUUCUCUUUUGGUUUUCGAGUUCCAGGUCUUUGAACAUUUCAUUGUAAUGCUUCACUUUGUCCUUUGUCCUCCGGAGUCACCUUUUGCAGGUUCCUGUUCUGAUGUUUUACUUCAUCGUUUCUUUUAUUUUAGCUAUUGUACCGUUCAGUGCAAGGUUCAGAGUCUCUUCUGACAUCCAUUUUUAAUUCCUUUUCCUGUCUUUCUGGUGACCUUUUCCUUUCUUUAUGUGUGAUUUCUUUGAUGUCAAACAACAACUGAUCUGGUCUUCUGUCAUUAUAUUCAGUACAUAAAUUCUGUUCCUGAGAUAGUCUCUAAUUUCAGGUGAAAUAUAUACAAAAUUGUAUUUUGGCUCAUGUAAACUUACUUCCUUCUCUUCAACUUCAACUUGAACAUGGAUAUGAACAACUAACAAUGGUUCGUUCUUUUGGCCCUUGGCCUUUGCUGACAACAUUGAAUUAAUUCAUGGUCUCCUUCCACCAAUGAGGUCUACUUGAUUUUUUUGUAGUCCAUCCAGAGAGUUCCAUAUGUAUAGUCACCAUUUAUGCUGUUGAA
This is a messenger RNA of Echinops telfairi (small Madagascar hedgehog), 2231 nucleotides long. RefSeq names its product chromosome unknown C5orf63 homolog (gene CUNH5orf63). The record is from RefSeq and is a predicted model, not a curated record. The transcript has 6 exons. The coding region runs from base 172 to 477 and encodes 101 amino acids. NCBI's taxonomy places the organism in Eukaryota, Metazoa, Chordata, Mammalia, Afrosoricida, Tenrecidae.